GCAGUCUCAGAGAAUCGCACACUGUUUCUUCACUCGUCAUGUGUCUCGUCCUUUGCUCUCUUCUGUCCUCUGUAUUUCUCACCGUUGCUGCUCCUGUAGGACUUUAUCCAACUUCUCCUUCUCUUCCUGUCCUGUUGUUCCUCAGUAAAGUUCUGCACAGCUCUCAGACAGGAAGUGAUGUCACACAGGAAGCUGGAUGUUGUGAGGUCGUGAGGCCGGGAGGUCACUCGAGUGGUGGCGGCGGCCUUCACGAGGACUUCCAUCAGUCAUAUGUGGAAGUGUGUCCUCUGGGUCAGUUUCCAUGUGGGAACCUUUCGGUGUGUUUGGCUCAACCGAAACACUGCAACGGCCAACAGGACUGUCCGAACGGAGCUGAUGAGGAGAACUGUGUGGAUAACAGCGGUUGGCCGCACCUGUUUGAUGCCUUCAUGAAAACUAGAGUUCAGGAACCGAAGGAGUGCAUGCUGGACGUGUACCCCGAUGUGUGUUACUGUGAAGGAUGGAAGGUGAACUGCAACAAUAAGAACCUACACCACAUUCCGCCAAUCUCAUCUAAUGUCACUGCACUAGAGCUGAACAGUAACGACCUCGUAUCCCUCCAUCCUGAUCUGUUCAUCCGCUACAGAUACCUUGAGAGACUGCAUUUAGAAAACAACAAUAUUGAGACAAUCUCUAAGAGAGCUUUCUCUGGCCUCUUCUCUCUGCGAAAACUAUUUCUGAGUCAGAACAGAAUCUCAUCCCUGAAAGCAGGAUCCUUCACUGACCUCAACAGUCUUGAGUGGCUGAUCCUGGAUGAGAACAGAAUCACAUUUUUACGUCAGAAGUCUUUUGAAGGACUCAAGUCUUUAUUCUUCUUGUCUCUGUUAAAUAACUCUGUAGAACAGCUACCCAAAACCUCUCUCUGCCUCGAGAUGCCCCACCUCAACUGGUUGGAGUUAGAAGGUAACCGAAUUUCAUCUUUGUUGUCAUCCACUUUUAAGAACUGCACAUCACUGACAGUCCUGGCUUUAAGGAGAAACCGCAUCAGUGCUAUCGAAGAUGGAACAUUCUCAAGCAUGCAUCAACUUAUAGACCUUGAUCUGUCCAUCAAUCAGAUUUUGGAUCUUCCUCCAUCUCUGUUUCACAGCCUUCAGAACGUCCGACAGCUAAACAUAUCCAACAACCCCCUGACGCAUGUGUAUGAGGACCAGUUUGACAGUUUCAUCAAUCUCCAAUCGCUGAGUAUGGAGGAGGUGGAAAUUCCCAACAUCAGCAUCCGCAUGUUUCACUUCCUCGGCAACCUGUCCCACAUCUAUUUUAAACGUUUCGAGUACUGCACCUAUUCCCCGAACGUGCGGAGCUGCAAGCCGAACACCGACGGCAUCUCGUCCUUCGAGAACCUGCUGGCUAACAUCAUCCUGCGCGUGUUCGUUUGGGUCGUGGCCUUCAUUAUCUGUUUCGGGAACGUGUUUGUGAUCUGUCUGCGUUCCUGCGUUGCUUCGGAGAAUGAGCAUCACACGAUGGCCAUCAAAUCGCUCUGCUGUGCAGACUGUCUGAUGGGCGUGUACCUUUUCUUCAUCGGCGCUUUCGAUGUGAAAUACUGUGGGGAGUAUAACCGCCACGCCCACGUCUGGAUGGAGAGCCUGUCCUGUCAGCUGAUUGGCUCCCUGGCACUGCUCUCCACCGAGGUGUCGGUGAUGAUGCUGACGUAUAUGACACUGGAGAAGUACGUGUGCAUCGUCUUCCCGUUCCAUCAUUACCGCUCCGGACGCAAGCGCACGCUCUGCUCGCUCUCCUCCAUCUGGGCUUUUGGCUUCGUCCUGGCACUUGCCCCGUUCUGCGACAGACACACGUUUGGGAACUUCUACGGCCGCAACGGGGUGUGUUUCCCGCUGCACUCGGACCAGGCGGAGAAGCCGGGGGCUCGCUGCUACUCCACCAGCAUCUUCCUGGGUCUGAACCUGUUUGCGUUCAUCCUGAUCGUCUUCUCCUACUCCAGCAUGUUCUACUCUAUCCAGAAAACCGCCAAGUCCGCCAGACAGACAAGUUUUGACCUCGAGGUGUCCGUGGCCAAGCGGUUCUUCUUCAUUGUCUUUACUGACGCCAUCUGCUGGAUCCCCAUCUUCCUGCUCAAGAUCCUCUCGCUACUGCAAGUGCAGAUCACCGGAACACUUAUCCUGUGGGUGGUGAUCUUCAUUCUGCCCAUCAACAGCGCUCUGAACCCGAUCCUCUACACCAUCACCACCAGCGCCUUCCAGGAGCGCCUCCGAGUGUGUGUGCGCUUCCGCUGUGUGGACAACCAUUAACACACACACACACACACACACACACACACAAAGCCAUAAUCAGAGCUGUCUUCAGGUCGAGGUUUGAUCAAAAACCAUCAGGAGACUUUGUGAGGUUUGGAUUCUUUAUGACGCGUUACAAACCUUUUAUUUUCAACUCUGAGCAUCAAUCCAGCAAUCAGAAUCGCUCUCACACACAUUCAUACACACUCGCACAGCAGAAUUAUAGCAUCCAGUUUGACAAGCUCGCAGAAAUAAAACAGUAUAAUUUCACAAUGUUAACAUUAUAUUAUUAUAUCUAGAAAUAAUUAAGCUCAUUAAAAUGUUCGGCUCUAGUCACAGGAAAUAGAGUAUUUUGUGUUCAGAUUCUAAUCCCACCCCCUGAUUCUGAUUGAUUUAAGCAUUAAGUGACCCCCAGUGUGCUAAUUGGUGGAUUGCUUAAUGUGUGAUAAUUAUUGUUUUAUUUCUCUUUUCAUCUUUGCAAGCGACCCAUUUGUAAAUA
Molecule: messenger RNA, 2766 nt
Organism: Clarias gariepinus (North African catfish)
Lineage: Eukaryota; Metazoa; Chordata; Actinopteri; Siluriformes; Clariidae
Gene: rxfp2l
Product: relaxin family peptide receptor 2, like
Exons: 20
Coding region: 39-2285 (748 amino acids)
Biological process (GO): G protein-coupled receptor signaling pathway
Cellular component (GO): membrane
Molecular function (GO): G protein-coupled receptor activity; protein binding
Source: RefSeq, a predicted model, not a curated record